UGUGUCUUUACCUACAGUAGUAUUACAUACGUUCGGGGUGAUGAUAUCCCAAUCAGUCUGCUCUCUCAUAUACCGAGCAUCUGGCAAAAUGCUCCCCUUCUUCUCCUCUCCCGGUCUCUAUAUCACGACAUGAUUGCUUCGCUCGUACCCCCUUGUGCAGAUAUAUGACCAACACACCUCUAGACGACAGCAGUCUCCCUGCAAACUGACAUCCCGCUUGCGCGUCCACCACGAUGCCUCGUAAACCGUCCCCCUCUACUACCAAGAGGCCGCGAGCUUCAAAACCAAAAGUCAAAACAGGCUGUCUAACCUGCAAGAUCAGACACGUCAAAUGCGAUGAAUCCAAACCGCACUGCACGCGCUGCCUCUCCACUGGCCGGGUGUGCGAUGGGUACUCCCCUCCUCGCCUCCUAACCCACAUUAUCACCCACUCCCCUUCACAUACCAUCACUCACUUCCCCACCCCGCUCCCUUCCCCCGCCAUCACCAACGCCCCAACCCCUCUUCUCCCCGGCACCCCCUCAGAGCAGGACUCCUUCCACACCUUCCGCACCCUCACCACCGCGCACCUCAGCGGGCUUUUCACAUCCCCAUUCUGGUCCCGCCACGUCCUGCAAGCGUCACUCCACGAACCCUCUAUCUUUCACGCCGCUGUGGCGUUAGGCGCCUUACACAGCAACUCCAUCCACACCAGAACUUGGGGGGACGGGGACGGGGACGGGGAGUUCGCGGUAAGGCAGUACGUCAAAGCAAUCCGCGGCUUGACGAGGCCGGCGGGAGAGAGGAGGGUUGAUGUUACCCUGAUUGCGUGUCUCCUCUUCACCAUUUUCGAAUCCCUCCGCGGCUACCACGCAGCGGCGCUGACGCACUUGGAUAAUGGGGUGAACCUGCUCCUUGAACUACAGUCCCAGUCCCACUCCGACUCGCACUCGCACUCGCACUCCCCCUCCCACGCCAACAAACAGCGCCCAGCAUACCCGAGUCUACCCUACACGCCCCUCCCCGCGCUGCGAGAACUAGUUAUGAGGUUAGAUACACAAGCGACACAACUCCUCCCCACGCGACGGACGCGUUUACGUCCUUUCUCCGCGCCGUGCACGGAUUAUGCGUUUACAUCGUUGGAGGAGGCGAGGGCGAGGGGGGAUGAGUUGUGGAAUUACAGUCUUUACACCCUCCAGCCCUCCGCGUCAUCCGCCUCCUCAUCACCCCCCUCCUGCUCCUCCGCCAAUAAUGAUGAUUACUGCCUUUCGCCCCGCGGUCAAGCUCAUCGACAUACGUCUCGCAUCUAUUUAGCAGAUCUCCAGGCCCGCUACUCUACUGCCCUCUCAACCUACCUCGCCACCCACCCCCCUCUCACACCUCGCGAGCGACAAGCAGGGAUGUUAUUAAAGCUCCACGACGCAGUCGCGACGCUCUCUCUGAGCCCCGCGUCACUUGCUGGUUGCGAAGAGGUGUGGAGUUCGUAUACACCGCAGUUCGCGGGUAUAGUUGCACUUGCACGGUCGAUAAUAGAGAUGGAAGACGCGCUCGGAGAUGACGAAACCGGGAUAAGCGGGGGAAGAGGGGGGAAAGUGGGGAUGGAUACCGGUGUGUUGGGACCGUUAUAUCUCGUCGCGCUGAGGUGUCGCGAUCCGGUGAUUCGUUCGGAAGCGGUGCGGUUACUUGCGGGAGCGGAGGGGAGGAGAGAGGGGUUAUGGGAUAGUAACUUAUUAGCUAGAGUGGCGGGGAGGGUGGUGGUUAUUGAAGGGGUUGGUGGGGAAGGGAAGGGGAGGAAGAGGGUGGAGGAUGUUGAUCUCGUGUUUGAUCCCGAGGAAGGGUGUAAGGCUGGUGUUCGGUUUUUGUUAGAGGACGGCAUUGAUGAUAGGACUAUCAGUAAGCAGGAGGAGGUGGGUGGGUGGGUGUUAGCUAGUUAA
This is a messenger RNA of Pseudogymnoascus verrucosus, 1913 nucleotides long. RefSeq lists its product as uncharacterized. Gene Ontology annotation, biological process: regulation of DNA-templated transcription. Lineage: Eukaryota; Fungi; Ascomycota; Leotiomycetes; Thelebolales; Thelebolaceae. The transcript has 2 exons. Gene Ontology annotation, molecular function: DNA-binding transcription factor activity, RNA polymerase II-specific; zinc ion binding. The coding region runs from base 234 to 1913 and encodes 559 amino acids. The record is from RefSeq and is a predicted model, not a curated record.